GCUGUGCAUGAGCUAUCUGUCGUGCUUCGAGCAUAUCUUUGGUUUGUCAUCUACCCUUCCCACUUCACUGCCAUUUCUUCUUCGACAACAACCUAUACGUACUCCAGUCUUUCCAGGACGGUAUCACUAGCUAUGGAAAGCAAAGAAAACUCUGCCUCCGUGCCGUUCUUGUCAUCCAGAGACUCGAGCGAUGAGUCCACAAGCUUCUCAGUCGACUACGAGCGUGCCGGAGGACCUCGAAUUACCCACCCCCUCAAUCGACGAUGGUGGAUGCCACCUCAAUACGUCUACGUUGGCCUACUUUCGAUCCUGCUACUGAGUCUUGGAUUCGCAGCCGGCCUCAGUGUCCCACGGGCAGCAUCAGCCGGUGAAGCAACCGGCUCCAGCAUAGUUGCAAAGAUUCCGGUGACAUUCCAAGAGGAAGCCAUUUUUUCCGGACCACCUUCCGACGAAUCCAAUGCAGCCUGGGAUGCUCUGAUACCACUGGGGCGAGGAUUUGUAGAACUCAAUUCUUCCCAUACAGAUACCGAUCGGGAAGGCCGAUACUGCGUGUCUGUAUUCCACCAGCUGCAUUGCUUGGAGAUGAUUCGACAGGGAUUUUAUGGCGCGCAGAUGCAUACGGAAAAGGCAAAACCUACUCCUGUUGCUCCAGAUGGUGGCCCCGUUUCGCCUAUCCCGGGCGAUUUCCAUAAGCACCGCCCUGCACCGUCUAAGCCAGGUUCCGGCGCGCAUCAUGCAGAUAGUCACAUGCAGCAUUGCUUCGACUAUCUUCGGCAGGCGUUGAUGUGUGCUUCGGAUACUUCGCUCGAGGAAAGAAGCGAUGAGAUUUCUGGAGUCAAAGGAUGGGGAACUACGCAUCAGUGUCGGGAUUUUGAGUCGGUCAAGGAGUGGGCUGAGAUGCAUCGAUAUAGUGAAGAGAAGGGUAUUCACAAUUAG
Messenger RNA from Periconia digitata, 936 nucleotides. The record is from the annotation of a GenBank genome assembly. NCBI's taxonomy places the organism in Eukaryota, Fungi, Ascomycota, Dothideomycetes, Pleosporales, Periconiaceae.